UUUCAGCUACACGGAAAUCAGUGUGUGUCUAUGGAAACAUGGCCGAGGUCAGACAGCGAUUUGGAAGAGGAAUACAGCACUUUGCACACAGAAUAUACAGCCGCUACCUGUCGGAGACCCACAGCAAACAGAGAAAAAGUGCGGUACAGGCUUCUUCUUUAUCAGCGGGCUUUCUGUUGGGUGACAUCCAAACCGCCGGACUUUGUGGAGCUGAAAAUGCUGCUGACAGAGAGGCUGUUGGAGCCUCACAGUACAGGGUACAACCACAGCUGGCUGCUGGAAAGGGAAGCCGAAAUGUUGUUGAAAGCUACUACUACGUCGAUCACCAACAGUAUUCACUUUCUAGCAGAACGUGGGUAGAAAUUUCAGAAAGAACCCGGAGCUAUUUGAAGCCUUGGAUGACUUUCUCCAACCAGCAGAGCACUUGUAGUUUGUAUUGUGGACAGUUUCUGUUUACCAGAGCCUAUAGCGGUAACGGAACCAGAUCCGAGCCUCUUUACAAAACCAAAACAGGCUAUUAUGAAAUCUUGGAGGUGUCACCUACCUCCACUCAAGCCCAGAUAAAAACAGCCUACUACAAGCAGUCGUUCAUUUAUCAUCCAGACAGAAACGCCGGAAGCGACGAGGCCACAGUCCGCUUCUCCGAGAUCAACGAGGCCUACACGGUUCUGGGGAACAAGGGCCUCCGCAAGAAAUACGACCGAGGACUGCUGACUGCGGCCGACCUCACUGGAACAGCCAGACCCUCCGCCAAGGACUCAGGGAAGCCACAAGCCGAGAGAAAGCGCUCUGUGAUGGGCAGAGACAGCCAGAGAGGUGUGUUUGAUUUCGACGAGUUUUUCAGGUCUCACUACAGCGAGCAGCUGCAGAGACAGAGAGACAUCCGAGUCCGCAAAGAGGAGAUGCUGAGGAAGCAGCAGGAGGACGUUGGAGACAAGAAGCUGGGCAAGAUGACAGAGGUCGGAGUUGGGGUGCUGAUGGUGACAGCCAUCUGUAUCCUACUGAGCUUAAGACAGUGAUGUGCAGGGGCAAAGCUGGAGGAUGUGGUGGUACUGAACACCGACACAAAUCUGCUGCGGGUCCUUUGAAUCUCCACCACCCGAUGAAACACUGCUGAUAAAGCUGCAAUAAUCAGUCACUCACUUGAUUAGUAAAUUAACAUGUUCAAGAACCAAUUGAUUUCUUUGUUUAAUGUGAUUGUAGCAUUGGUAUAUUUGGUAUAAAGACUGUAGCUCAAACUAAACAAGCAGUCUGAAGAUGCCACCUCCAGUUUCACAAAAUGUAAUCUCCGUUUGUCCCUGUUACCUGGCAGGGAAGUAAUUGUGUGUUGUAGCCCUGAAUGUGCACGUGAGCAGCCAUACUCAGUACAUUUUUGUCUCACUUUGCGAAUACACUACUUGAAUAUUUGUUAAAAAUGAAAUGCAACUCACUCCAUCUUACAUUUCUUCCUCUUCCGGCUUUUGCUUGGUGUUCUGAUCUCUUAUCACUUUAGUUGUAAUUCUUAUCUCCCCACUGUGCCAACAAGUUAUCAGCAUGUCAUCUCCUGCCAACAGAGGAGUGGCUGAUAUACAGCCGUUUAGUACCUCAGUUCAACUACUUUGGCUUUCAUAAAGUCCUCUGUCAGGCCGAUUUCAUUAUCUGUAACGGUGAAGCAAGUUUUAAUGACAUUUUAAUGUAUUGCUAUUUAUGAAAUAUUUAUAGCAAUGUCAGAAAGGGAUGAGUCAUGUCUUGAAAGCAUUAGAACUGCAAUGUUGUGCUCAGAUGGUUGUGUUAAAGAAUGUGCCUUUAAUGAUAUUUAUUGUAAAAAAUCACGACUUAUAUUGACCAAACGUAUAAUAAAUAAAUUACUUAUGAGCAGUGCUUAUCAGAGCACAGCCAAACAAA
Acanthochromis polyacanthus (spiny chromis) is the source of this 1884-nucleotide messenger RNA. RefSeq lists its product as uncharacterized. Lineage: Eukaryota; Metazoa; Chordata; Actinopteri; Pomacentridae. The record is from RefSeq and is a predicted model, not a curated record. The coding region runs from base 39 to 1019 and encodes 326 amino acids. The transcript has a single exon.